This is a messenger RNA of Rhea pennata, 2370 nucleotides long. RefSeq names its product cadherin 10 (gene CDH10). Gene Ontology annotation, biological process: multicellular organism development; cell morphogenesis; cell-cell junction assembly. The transcript has 11 exons. The record is from RefSeq and is a predicted model, not a curated record. The coding region runs from base 1 to 2370 and encodes 789 amino acids. Gene Ontology annotation, cellular component: adherens junction; catenin complex; plasma membrane. Gene Ontology annotation, molecular function: calcium ion binding; cadherin binding. Lineage: Eukaryota; Metazoa; Chordata; Aves; Rheiformes; Rheidae.
AUGACAACAAGGCAAGUCCUGUUAUUUUUGCUGCUCUGGAUGUGGCUGCCGCAUCCUUGCCGUACAGAAAUGCAGUUCAGAAGGACUCCUGAUCUCAAACCCAAAAGCUUUGUGGGACGUGCAUCAGGGAGCGAUGGAAAAGCGCUUCACCGCCAGAAGCGAGGCUGGAUGUGGAACCAGUUUUUCCUUUUAGAGGAGUACACAGGAUCAGAUUAUCAGUAUGUGGGCAAGCUUCAUUCCGACCAGGACAAGGGAGAUGGGUCCCUCAAAUAUAUUUUGUCAGGAGAUGGGGCUGGUACUCUUUUUAUUAUUGAUGAGAAAACUGGUGACAUUCACGCCACUCGGAGAAUUGACAGGGAAGAGAAAGCCUUUUACACCCUGCGUGCCCAAGCUAUAAAUAGAAGAACUCUGAGACCAGUGGAACCUGAAUCUGAGUUUGUCAUCAAAAUCCAUGACAUCAAUGAUAAUGAACCAACAUUUCCAGAAGAAAUUUAUACUGCUAGUGUUCCUGAAAUGUCAGUAGUGGGUACUUCUGUGGUGCAAGUUACAGCCACUGAUGCCGAUGACCCUUCAUAUGGAAACAGUGCCAGAGUCAUUUACAGCAUACUUCAAGGACAGCCAUAUUUCUCCGUGGAACCAGAAACAGGCAUCAUCAGGACUGCUUUGCCAAACAUGAACAGAGAGAACAGGGAGCAGUACCAAGUAGUUAUCCAGGCAAAGGACAUGGGAGGCCAGAUGGGUGGAUUAUCAGGGACCACCACCGUGAACAUCACAUUGACGGAUGUCAACGACAAUCCACCUCGAUUCCCCCAAAAUACGAUCCAUCUCCGCAUUCCCGAAUCCUCCCCGGUUGGGACUGCCAUCGGCAGCGUCAAGGCCACAGAUGCAGACACUGGGAAAAAUGCAGAAGUAGAAUACAGAAUUAUAGAUGGUGACGGGACAGAUAUGUUUGAUAUUGUGACACAGAAGGACACACAGGAAGGCAUCAUAACUGUGCGAAAGCCACUGGACUAUGAAACAAGAAGACUUUACACAUUGAAAGUAGAAGCUGAGAAUACCCAUGUGGAUCCACGAUUCUAUUAUCUUGGGCCUUUUAAAGAUACAACUAUUGUGAAAAUAUCUGUAGAAGAUGUAGAUGAACCUCCUGUCUUCAGCAGAUCAUCUUACCUUUUUGAGGUGCAUGAAGAUAUUGAGUUGGGGACAAUAAUAGGAACAGUAAUGGCACGAGAUCCUGAUUCGGCUUCGAGUCCUAUAAGAUUUUCUCUGGAUCGUCACACUGACCUUGACAGGAUAUUUAACAUUCAUUCUGGAAACGGAUCCAUCUAUACAUCCAAACCACUUGACCGUGAGAUAUCACAGUGGCACAAUCUUAGUGUUAUAGCAGCUGAGAUCAACAACCCCAAAGAUACUACUCGUGUUCCUGUCUAUGUGAGAAUUUUGGAUGUUAAUGACAAUGCCCCACAGUUUGCUGUAUUCUACGAUACCUUUGUGUGUGAAAAUGCAAGAGCUGGACAGCUUAUCCAGACUAUAAGUGCAGUAGACAAAGAUGACCCUCUUGGUGGACAAAAAUUUUUCUUCAGUUUAGCUGCUGUUAACCCAAACUUCACUGUUCAGGAUAAUGAAGAUAACACUGCCAGAAUUUUGACAAGAAGGAAUGGCUUUAGUCGACAUGAAAUAAGUACUUACCUUCUACCCGUGGUGAUAUCGGACAACGACUACCCGAUCCAGAGCAGCACGGGCACGCUGACCAUUCGCGUGUGCGCCUGCGACAGCCGGGGCAACAUGCAGUCCUGCAACGCCGAGGCCCUGCUCCUCCCGGCUGGCCUCAGCACAGGGGCGCUGAUUGCCAUCCUCCUCUGCAUCGUUAUCCUGCUAGUCAUAGUGGUGCUGUUUGCUGCUCUGAAGAGGCAACGGAAGAAGGAGCCUUUGAUCCUGUCUAAAGAGGACAUCAGAGACAACAUUGUGAGUUAUAACGAUGAAGGCGGUGGAGAAGAAGACACCCAAGCCUUUGAUAUUGGCACACUGAGGAAUCCUGCAGCUAUCGAAGAUAAGAAGCUUCGACGAGAUAUUAUCCCCGAAACGCUAUUUGUACCGCGGAGGACUCCUUCAGCACCAGACAACACAGAUGUCCGAGAUUUCAUUAACCAAAGGCUAAAAGAGCAUGACAGUGACCCUUCUGCACCGCCGUACGACUCGCUUGCAACCUACGCUUACGAAGGCAACGAUUCUAUAGCUGAAUCCUUGAGCUCACUGGAGUCGGGUACCACUGAAGGGGACCAAAACUAUGAUUACCUCCGAGAGUGGGGCCCCCGGUUUAAUAAGCUCGCUGAAAUGUAUGGUGGAGGAGAAAGUGACAAAGACACUUCUUAA